AUGAAAGUUUGGCUACUUGGGAUUCUUAUUGUAGCUGCUUACGCUAAACACGAGGAAUAUGACGGAUGGACAUCGUACUACGUGGUACCAUACGACUUCGAUCAGCUAGAAGCGUUUAACUUUGUAGUCCAGAAAUAUGACCUUGACGUUUAUGGACACCCGGCUAUCAAGAGGGAGGGGCUGGUGUUAGUAGACCCGGCCAAUAAGAAGAACUUCACCGAUGCCUUGGAAGAGUUGGGGAUUAAGUACAGAAUACACACUGAAGAUAUGAAAACGCACCUGAAUCUGGAAGAUCAGAUGUUCACUGACAAAGUAUCAGCAUCUCCGAGUAGAAUAGGCGGCAGACUCCCGUACAAUCAAUAUCAAUCGGUGGAGGCGAUACACAAAUACAUGGAUGAUGUCGCUGCAGCACAUCCAAACAUAGCAAGAGUAGUCACCCCCACGAAUUCCUUCCACGGCCAACCCAUAAAAUAUAUGAGAAUCUCAACGACAAAUUUCCAAGACUCCCGCAAACCUGUUAUCUUCUUGGAUGGCGGUAUGCACGGACGAGAGUGGUUAUCUAUUCCUCCAGUCACCUAUGCUAUAAACCAGUUGGUAGAAAAUGUGACUGACCCCACUCUCUUGAGCAGAUUUGAUUGGAUCCUGCUGCCCAUUGUGAAUCCUGAUGGGUAUAGGUUCUCCCGUCAAGGUAGCGUCACAUGGAGGAAGAGCCGAUCGAUUGUCCCUGGCAAUCAAUGGAGUUUGAUGUGUCCUGGAGUGGACAUCGACCGCAAUUUUGACUUCGUGUGGAAUACUAUUGGAACAAGCGAUAACCUUUGCUCCUAUGUCUAUCCUGGAGAACGACCGUUUUCCGAAGUAGAAGCCAGAGUUGUGAGGGACAUCCUGCAUCAACACAGAAAUAUCUUAAUGUACAUCUCGUUCAGCAGUUUCGGAAGCUUCAUCAUGUACCCUUGGGCCUUUGACGGUUCUUUAUCUGAACAUGCCUUUAGACAGCAUGCUGUUGGGAUAAGUAUGGCAGAUGCCAUCAAUGCAGCUAAACACCCUAAUUUCUUAAACUAUCGAGUUGGUAACGCUGGUUUGAUCCGAGGGUCUGGAAUGGCCGGAACAUCUGUGGAUUACGCUCACAGUGUUGGGGUCCCUCUAGCUUAUUCUAUUGAGUUGCCAGGUCUGUUUGGUGGUUACUGGAUGGAUCCGAUUUGGAUAGAACAAAUCGUUAUUGAAACCUGGGAAGGUGUUAAGGCUGGUGCUCGCAGAGCUUUGGCAACCAAUUGA
Molecule: messenger RNA, 1272 nt
Organism: Pararge aegeria (speckled wood butterfly)
Lineage: Eukaryota; Metazoa; Arthropoda; Insecta; Lepidoptera; Nymphalidae
Product: carboxypeptidase B-like
Exons: 5
Coding region: 1-1272 (423 amino acids)
Biological process (GO): proteolysis
Molecular function (GO): metallocarboxypeptidase activity; zinc ion binding
Source: RefSeq, a predicted model, not a curated record